ACACAACCCAAGAAAGUUGCUUCUUCAGCUAAUUAAAUGCACUUCUCUCUCUCUCUUCAGCAUAAAGAAGCCAACAAACUCUCAUUUGCUUUGUACCCUUAUCUUAGCUUACACAAUUCUUGUUUAUUUCUUAUUGGGGGUACUUGAAGAAGCAAAUGGGUGGACUUUUCACCUGCUGAAAAUGGAGGGGUCUGUCAGCUUCAGAUUCUUGGUGGGGGCAAUUUUUUUGGGGAUUUUUGUGGGUUGUGGAUGCUCUCUAGAGAAUGCUGCUGAUUCAGCUACUGCAGUGUAUAUUGUGACCCUGAAAAAAGCUCAUUUUAAUGAAGAACUCAACUUGAAGAAUCAAUACCACUCAAGAAAUGGUGGGUCACAGAGAGUUAAUAGAUUUGACAAACCAAGCAAUAUUUCACAUAUAGAUCGCAUGAAUGGUUCCUACGUUUCUCAAAUGCAUGAUUCCUUAUUGAGGAGGGUGUUAAGAGGAGAAAAGUAUCUAAAAGUAUACAGCUACCACUACUUGAUCAAUGGAUUUGCUGUGCUUGUAACACCCCAGCAGGCAUUCAAGCUUGCAAGGAGGAGAGAGGUGUCAAAUAUGGUUUUGGAUUUCUCAGUUAAGACUGCAACCACACAUACACCACAAUUUCUAGGUCUACCUCAUGGGGCAUGGGCUCAAGAAGGUGGCUAUGAAACUGCUGGGGUAGGCAUUGUAAUUGGUUUCAUUGACACUGGAAUUGAUCCUACACACCCCAGCUUCAAUGAUAAGUCACCUGAGCAAACAUAUCCUGUUCCUGAGCACUUCUCUGGCAUUUGUGAGGUCACCCUGGAUUUUCCAUCCGGAUCUUGCAACAGGAAACUUGUUGGUGCCCGUCAUUUUGCAGCAUCUGCUAUAACCAGGGGAAUAUUUAAUGCAACUAAGGACUUUGCUUCUCCUUUUGAUGGUGAUGGUCAUGGAACGCAUACAGCUUCUAUUGCGGCAGGAAACCAUGGAGUCCCUGUUAUUGUAGCUGGACAUGACUUUGGAAAUGCUAGUGGAAUGGCUCCUCAUUCACACAUUGCAGUUUACAAGGCAUUAUACAAGAGUUUUGGUGGCUUUGCUGCAGAUGUCGUUGCUGCCAUAGACCAGGCCGCCCAAGAUGGCGUGGAUAUAAUCAAUUUAUCAAUCACGCCAAACAGGCGUCCUCCUGGUUUGGCGACUUUCUUUAAUCCGAUAGACAUGGCCUUGUUAUCAGCAGUAAAAGCUGGCAUUUUUGUGGUACAAGCAGCUGGCAAUACUGGACCAUCACCUAAGAGUGUUGCUUCGUUCAGCCCAUGGAUCUUCAGUGUUGGUGCUUCAACCCAUGACAGGGUUUACAGCAACUCUAUAUUGCUGGGCAACAACAUCACCAUAUCUGGAGUUGGACUAGCACCUGGAACAGAUAACAUGUACAUGCUUGUUUCUGCAAUUCAUGCUUUGAAUGACACAGCUGCUAAAGAUAUGUAUGUUAGUGAAUGCCAAGAUGCCAGUAAGUUCAAUCAUACGCUCGUUCAAGGGAAUCUCUUGAUUUGUAGCUACUCCAUCCGGUUUGUGCUUGGGCUUUCCACCAUCAAACAGGCCUCAGAAACAGCUAUGAACCUUAGUGCAGCUGGAGUUGUAUUUGCCAUGGAUCCUUUUGUUAUCACCUAUCAACUUAAUCCGGUUCCAAUGAGAUUGCCUGGAAUUAUAAUUCCUUCUCCAGAUGAUGCGAAGAUUUUACUUCAGUACUACAAUUCUUCUCUUGAGAAAGAUGAAACUACAAGGAAAAUCGUCAAGUUUGGGGCUGUUGCCUGCAUUUUGGGGGGAAUAAAACCAAAUUUCAGUUUGUCUGCUCCGAAGGUUAUGUAUUAUUCUGCAAGGGGACCAGAUCCAGAAGACAAUUCUGUUGAUAAUGCAGACAUAUUGAAACCCAACCUAGUUGCUCCAGGAAAUUCUAUAUGGGCUGCUUGGAGUUCCCGCGGCGCUGAAUCGAUUGAAUUUCAAGGUGAAAACUUUGCAAUGAUGUCUGGUACAAGCAUGGCUGCUCCUCAUAUUGCUGGUUUAGCAGCCUUGAUCAAGCAAAAAUUUCCAACCUUUACUCCGGCUGCAAUCGGAUCUGCACUUUCUACAACAGCCUCUCAACAUAAUAAAUAUGGGGGCCCAAUACUAGCCCAGCGUGCAUAUGCCAACCCAGAUUCGAACCAGUCUCCUGCAACACCUUUUGACAUGGGAAGCGGAUUCGUGAAUGCUACUGCAGCACUGGAUCCGGGCCUUAUUUUGGAUACAAGUUAUAACGACUACAUGGCGUUCCUCUGUGGCAUAAAUGGAUCAGCUCCUGUUCUUCUGAAUUACACUGGUGAGAGCUGUGGAGUAUCUACUAUGAAUGGAGCUGACCUAAACAUGCCUUCAAUCACAAUAUCAAAGUUGAACCAAUCAAGAAAAGUUCAAAGAAUGUUGACCAACAUAGCGGGCAAUGAAACAUAUAUUGUCGGUUGGAGCGCACCUAAUGGGGUUUCCAUUAAGGUUACCCCAAAGCGAUUUUUCGUUGCAAGUGGACAGCAGCAGAUCUUGAAUGUGUUCCUCAAUGCUACCAUGAACAGUACAACACCAAGCUUUGGAAGAAUAGGACUUGUAGGAAACAAAGGUCAUGUUGUAAACAUUCCUUUAUCAGUCAUAGUAAAAAUCUCAUACCACUCAACUAACAGCUGAUACUUCUGAUCUUGUAAUUUUGUUAGGUAACCAAUUUUUUUAUUUGCGUCAGGCUCUGUAAAUGUUUUUGUAAUGCAGGUAUCUUAUUGAGGAUGAUAAAUAACCAUAAUUUCAUUUCCUCAA
Messenger RNA from Solanum tuberosum (potato), 2821 nucleotides. RefSeq names its product subtilisin-like protease SBT2.5. The record is from RefSeq and is a predicted model, not a curated record. The coding region runs from base 182 to 2698 and encodes 838 amino acids. The transcript is spliced from 10 exons. Gene Ontology annotation, biological process: proteolysis. NCBI's taxonomy places the organism in Eukaryota, Viridiplantae, Streptophyta, Magnoliopsida, Solanales, Solanaceae. Gene Ontology annotation, molecular function: serine-type endopeptidase activity.